CUUUCCCAGAGUUGCACCGAGAAAGAAGCUUGAAACCCGUCGCUGUCGAGCCUUGAACUGAACCCGCCCCGUAUCGAAAUUCUGGGUCGUACAGACAGACUGACAGACUGCAUCCACCGCUCACUGCCCACUGCAUCCACUGCCCACUGCCCACUGCAUGCUGCAUGCAACCCGCCGAGCACGAGCCAGGGAAUUCCUAGACAGACACCCAGGCCAGGAUCGUCAUACCUACCCGGGAGGUACUCCAAGCAGCUUCGCCCAGCCAGCGAGUGACAGCUGUGACACGGACCAAGCAAGCUAGCCCGCACCACGUACCACGUACCACGCACCACGCACCACGCCUGCACGCACCAUGUAUCGAGCUCGAGCUUCCCGUGUAGCUCCCCUGCCAACCCUGUCGUCCAUGACCUCGUCCUUGACCACCACCACCACCACCACCACCACCACCGCACCUCCGAUCUUUACAGCGCGCCUUCCCCACCUGGCUCUUGGACAGCAGAGAUAUAAAUCUGUCCAAGUCCUCCGGCCUCAUCUGCUGCCCUCGACCUCUCCUCUCAUCAUCCACAACAACAACCACCACAAUCCUAAGAAUACCAAGCCCUUCCUAAACCUGAGGAACCACUCAGCAGCUUGUACAGACAACAACCACCACCACCACCACAGAGGUUCUGAUAUCACCGCCACCUUGGCCACUCACGACAUCUACACUUCACCACACACCAACAAUAUGGGUUUCGAAAUUCCAACUGAGCAGUGGGCGCAGGUCUGCAAGCAGGUCGGUGGACCUCUUGAGUACAAGAAGAUCCCCGUUGCCAAGCCCGGUCCCGAUGAGGUCCUGGUCAACGUCAAGUUCUCGGGUGUGUGCCACACCGACCUGCACGCCAUGAAGGGCGACUGGCCCCUGCCCGUCAAGAUGCCCCUCGUCGGCGGCCACGAGGGUGCUGGUAUCGUCGUCGCCAAGGGCGAGCUGGUCAAGGACCUGAAGGAGGGUGACGAGGUCGGCAUCAAGUGGCUCAACGGCUCCUGCCUGUCCUGCUCCUACUGCAUGACCGCCGACGAGCCCCUCUGCGCCGAGGCCUCGCUCUCCGGCUACACCGUCGACGGCUCUUUCCAGCAGUACGCCGUCGCCAAGGCCGCCCACGUCGCCCGUAUCCCCAAGGGCGUGAGCCUCGAGGCCGUCGCCCCCGUCCUGUGCGCCGGUAUCACCGUCUACAAGGGAAUCAAGGAGUCUGGCGUCCGCGCCGGCCAGUGGAUCGCCAUCGCCGGUGCCGGUGGUGGCCUGGGCAACAUGGCCCUCCAGUACUGCAAGGCCAUGGGCAUCCACACCAUCGCCAUCGACGGUGGCGACGAGAAGCGCCAGGCCACCAAGGAGCUGGGCGCCUCCGCCUACGUCGACUUCUUCACCUCCAAGGACCUCGUCGCAGAUGUCAAGGCCGCCACCCCCGACGGCCUGGGCCCCCACGCCUCCAUCCUGCUCGCCGUCUCCGAGAAGCCCUUCCAGCAGGCUGCCGACUACGUCCGCCCCCGCGGCUCCGUCAUCUGCAUUGGCCUCCCCGCCGGCGCCCGUAUCUCCGCCCCCGUCUUCGAGAGCGUCGUCCGCAUGAUCUCCAUCAAGGGCUCAUACGUCGGCAACCGACAGGACACCCAGGAGGCCCUCGACUUCUUCGCCCGCGGCCUCGUCAACGCCCCCUUCAAGACUGUCGGCCUCUCUGAGCUGCAGAGCAUAUUCGACAAGAUGGCCGACGGCACCAUUGUCGGUCGCUACGUCGUCGAUACUAGCCGAUAAACAACUGGCCUCUGGCAGGCAGGGUUGCAAAAAGGAGGGCUGGAGUUUUUUGUGAAUUGAAUCGGGAGUUGGGUUUAACUUUCUGGGAAGGGUGGUCUUGAUUUGAGAGUUUUCCAAGUGUACAUAAAUACCAAACAAGAAAAGGGCGGAUACCAUUGUUGUGUUGCCGGUGGGUGGGAUAUGAGAUCUGAGAGUUAGUUGUAUACAUAAUGAUUGGAAAUGAGAAACAAACUACUGAAAUA
Molecule: messenger RNA, 2028 nt
Organism: Diaporthe batatas
Lineage: Eukaryota; Fungi; Ascomycota; Sordariomycetes; Diaporthales; Diaporthaceae
Exons: 2
Coding region: 353-1786 (477 amino acids)
Molecular function (GO): zinc ion binding; oxidoreductase activity
Source: RefSeq, a predicted model, not a curated record